AUGAGUCAAGAAAAAAGCCAAGAGGAGGUAGAAAUCCGAGAACUUUGGAUUAAGAAAAUUUGCGACAAUCAUAAACAUACAAAAUUUGAAACCAAAGAAAUUUACGAUUUUAUCAUCGUGGGAGCUGGUACUGCAGGAUGUGUUCUUGCUAGAGAAUUGAUUUAUUGUAUUCCUAAGAUUAGCAUCUUAGUAUUGGAAGCUGGAGGACCUGACGCUCAUUCUAAUGGUUUAAUCAGCUUGCCAUGUACUUGGCCUACAGCGGCUUUCCUUGUAGACGACCAUAACUGGGGAUAUGUUACCGAGGAACAAAAAAUGCAAAGUCAUAUAAACCCUACUAAAGAAAUGAUAAAAAAAGCAAAAGAAUAUAAUAAUUGGGCAGCACAAGGUCCUGAAUAUAAAAUUUGGGAUUGGGAUCAUUGUCUAGAAGUGUUCAAAGCAAUGGAAAAUAAUUCACGAAAAAAAUCGGAUAAAAAUUUUAAAAAAUUUCAUGGAUUUAAUGGUUUACUUCACGUGGAAGACUGCCAUGACGGGAUCCAAGAUAUUAUGUCAGGUGUAAUUGAUGCUGCGAAAAACCUUGAUAUUCCUUAUAAUGAAGAUUUUAACGGUGAGAGACAGAAUGGUGUUGGAACAUAUCAGUUUACAAGCAAGGAAGGGAAAAGAUGUUCUUUGGUUGAUAGCUAUCUAAGAGACGCAUUAAAAAAAGUUGAAUUGCAUCCAGGUUUAGAAUCUAAUGAUAUUGGAAAAGUUGCAGCCGUAGAUAUUAGGUCAUAUACUCACGUAUUAGAUAUUAUUUGGGACAAAGAGAAUAAAAAAGAAAAUAUUGCAAUUGGUGUAAGAUAUUUUUACAACGGUAUUAUACGUGAGGUUUUUGUUGCUCCAAAAGGUGAAGUUAUUCUUUGUGGUGGUGUUUUUAAUAGCCCUCAGAUCUUAAUGAUUUCUGGAGUUGGGCCAAAAGAAAAUCUAGAAGCAAAUAAUAUAAAAAUACGUAGAGAACUGCCAGUUGGAAGGAAUUUGAUGGAUCAUCCGAGUUGUAGUAUUUCUGCAAAAUCAACUAAAGGUUCAAUUCACCAUUUGAGUAGUGGAGGCGAAAUUGUAAUAAUACAUAAAGCUAACGUUGAAGGAAAGAUUCCUUGCAAGGAAAAUUUUUUUGACGAGAAUCCAGAUUGUCAGAUUACUGCGACGCCGUUCUGCUCUCCCAGUAAAUAUAAUAAUACUGAUAGAAUUAAUUUAUUGCCAGCUCUUAAUGUCCCAUCUAGCGUUGCCGAUGAUUUAUAUAGAAUGAUAAGUUCACUUAAAUUAUGUCGUGAAAUAAUUAAACAACCUCCAUUAAGUACUGUUUAUAAUGUUAAAGAAAUUGGAAUUAAUGAUGAAUUUGGAAAAUGGUGUACUAACGAUAUUGAUAUGAGUGACGAAGACUGGGAAAAGUAUAUUCUAAAUAAGUCAUUUUCAUCGUCUCAUGCGUGUGGAACAGUAAAAAUGGCACCGGAAUCUAAAGGUGGAGUAGUCAAUCAUCGACUUCAAGUUCACGGUACGAAAAACCUUCGAGUUGUUGAUGCAUCAAUAUUUCCAUAUAUUCCAAGUGGAAAUACGAACGCACCUACAGCUAUGGUUGCUUGGAAAGCAAGUCGAUUAAUUAUUGAGGAUUACAUGGAAUGA
Messenger RNA from Scutellospora calospora, 1656 nucleotides. Lineage: Eukaryota; Fungi; Glomeromycota; Glomeromycetes; Diversisporales; Gigasporaceae. The record is from the annotation of a GenBank genome assembly.